Messenger RNA from Aureobasidium uvarum, 1429 nucleotides. The record is from the annotation of a GenBank genome assembly. Lineage: Eukaryota; Fungi; Ascomycota; Dothideomycetes; Dothideales; Saccotheciaceae.
CCCGACCGUCAAGACGGAAUCAAAGUCGUCGAUACAUUCGAUACCCUUGUAUCUCGUCGCGCAACCCUAUCAGCACAUUGUCCAGUCCGGUAUGGCGGAUCCUUCGUCGUCGCCUCCGAUGAGAGCCAAGCCAGAGCCUACAGACAGCUUGAGUCCGAGUACCAGUGUUGAGCUGCAUAGAAGGAGUAAGACCGGCUACGUGCCGACGUCGGAAAAAGAAAUGCGACGAGGCGAGGCCAGGCUCGCAAUAGACGAUCCUUUGGACUCGCAACUCCUAUCUUACUUCGUCACACACGCUGGCCAAGCCCUGAACAUAUACUCCGAGACACAAAACCCAUUCGACGGGUUCGUGGUUGACAUGGCGUUGGCGAACUCAGGCCUUAUGCACUCGCUGCUUUGCCUUUCGGCUUCUUGCCUGCUCAUCCAUCAGUCGACAUGCACCCAAGAGAUUGUCGUCCGCCACAGCCACCACUUUGAUCAAGCUGUCGUCACUCUUCGGAAAGGCGUCGAGGCCUACAGCUCUGACAAUUCAACACAAAGCGCCGACUGCAUCGUGCUGCAAACAAUCAUACUCGCGCAGGAAGCGAUUGUGACAGGAGAAGUACACGGCAGCUAUCGAUGUCACUUGUCUGCAGCUUCAAGACUUGCUGAGAGCUGUGGAGAUUUGAGCGCAGACGUGCAGAGUUUUGCUCGUCAGUUCCUGUUAUAUCACAACCUCGCCAACACAAUUUCAUGCCUCGACCCUGUCAAUCAUAGCAUGUCGUCACAAUUGGAAGCGGAUCAUGGUGAAACAGUGGAGCAGGGCACAUCAUCACAGGGCUGCGUCGACGCACUCUUGCAUGGUCUUCUAGAACCAAUGUCCCGUACACGGCAGGUCCGAGACGGCAUACGCUUCCAUCGCAGCACAAACAACUCGAGGUGGUUCAAAGACGAACAACUACUCAGCUUAGCCUUGGGAGUCGAAACACAAUUACGGACCUGGCAGUCCCAAUUCUCGCCAAAUACUCCACAAUACUGGUCCUCAUUGGCAUAUCGGCAAAGCGCCUAUGUAUACCUCUACCGGACCAUCAAGCCAUCGCUGUCGAGUCCAGAGUUAUCACAAUCCUUGUCUGAUGGAUUGUCUUAUGCAUCACUCGCACUACGGGAUAUAGAUAGGAACAACAACAGCAUGAUCAGCUGGAUCUGUGGUGUGCUGCUGCCUCCAUUAUUCUUGUUGGGCUGCGCGGCCUUUGACCCAAUUCAUAGACAAGCAGUGGUCGAGAAUUUGGAUGAUCUGCACGCGUGUAAUCAGAGGACUAGCAUCCUGCAUGCUCGAGCGAUCUUGGAGGAAGUCUGGUCACGGAUGGAUGCAGUUACACAUGGUGCUAAUGGCGAUGCCUGGGAUUGGGAGAGGGUGAUGAAGGACCUGAACGUGGAUAUCAUGUUGUCA